GACGUAGCACAUGCGUGCGGAGAGAAAAAAUUCUUGGUUUGACGUCAGUGCACUUGUUCCCACCCACCGCUUUUGCUCCUCGUCGCCUCCACUGCACCGGUUACGCGAUCGUCUCUGAGCCACCUCUCUCUCGUUCGUGCGCCGCCAUGGGCUUCGGCGUCCUCCAGCUGAUGGACUUCAUCGCGCGCCGCGCGUUCCUCGGCGCCGGCCUCCAACCCCACACCAUCUCUCUCCCCGCCGCCACCUCUUCCGAUACGGGCGGCGUCAGCGGCGGCGCAUCAGGGCAGCGCGACAUCCACAUCCACUACUGGGCGCCGCCGGGGGAGCCACGGCUGCCUCCGCUGCUGCUCAUCCACGGAUUCGGGCCCAUGGCUACCUGGCAGUGGCGCCGGCAGGUGGGCCCGCUGUCCCGCCACUUCCACGUCGUCGUCCCGGACCUCCUCUGCUUCGGCGCCUCCUCCUGGUGCGUCUCCCCGGGCGGCCCGGCGCCGUCCGAGUCCGCACAGGCCGCCGCGCUCGCUGCGCUGCUGGACGCGCUCCCGGGCCUCGCGGCGGGCGCCCGCGUCGCCGUCGCCGGCACCAGCUACGGCGGGUUCGUGGCCUACGCCCUGGCGCGCGCUGCGGGGGCCGGCAGGGUCGGCCCCGUGGUGAUAUCCAACUCCGACCUGCUGAAGACGGCCGACGACGACAGGGCGCUCCUCCAGCGCGCCGGCCCUGGCUUCGCGCGCACCGCCGACCUGCUCAUGCCGCUGGACGCGCGCCGCGCGCGGCGGCUCAUGGAGGUGUCCUUCUACCGGAGGCAGGCCAUCACCUUGCUGCCGGACUUCGUGAUCGGACAGGCCGUGCAGCAACUUUUCACGGAUAAAAGGGAGGAGAAGAUUGAACUGUUGAAAGCAAUCACUGUCGGCACCGACGAGUUCCAGCUGACACCCUUGCCUCAGGACGUUUUGCUCAUCUGGGGAGACCACGACCAGAUAUUUCCCUUGGAAAAGGCAUUUGCCGUCAAGAGGUGCUUAGGAGAGAAUGUCACGUUGGAAAUCGUCGAGAAAGCAGGCCACGUGCCUCAGAUGGAGGACCCGGAUCGGUUCAACAAGGUCGUCUUGGAUUUCUUACUUGCAUCACAAAAGCCUUCUUCGACUCGCCAUGCUCGGUAGCUGUUCAAAACGGUCGAGUCGGUUCAGUUUGGGGUCUGGGCCGACUCGCCAGAAUCGGUAGUAUCAGCAUGGAGCAUGUUGAGAAUCUGACCCCGGGGAGUCACAGAAAUUCUAUGGAGACGCUUCGAGAACGAGAAGUUGUUCUUCAGUCUUGUAAAUUAAAUGAUACUCUACGCGUUGCUGUAAAAACUGGUAUGUUACACUACUACCGUAUUUUUAAAUGCGGCGGACAAAAACGAUUAACCGUGACAGCCAGACUCGAUCGAAUGUCAUGGUUAAUCGUGGCGUUAAUCGAGAUGAUUGUCCUAAUUUGACCGCCUCCUUUAAAAGAAUAAUGAGACGGUUUCGUUAAGGCAACCGUCUCUUUUAAAGGAAUAACUGAGAUGGUUGCCCUAA
Molecule: messenger RNA, 1550 nt
Organism: Sorghum bicolor (sorghum)
Lineage: Eukaryota; Viridiplantae; Streptophyta; Magnoliopsida; Poales; Poaceae
Product: 2-hydroxy-6-oxononadienedioate/2-hydroxy-6-oxononatrienedioate hydrolase
Exons: 4
Coding region: 147-1154 (335 amino acids)
Molecular function (GO): catalytic activity
Source: RefSeq, a predicted model, not a curated record